AUGUCGACGAAGAGAAAAGCUGAUUCUGAAGGAACUGAUGGAAAGCCGGCGGAUGAAGUCCGUAAACGAGUCCCAAGACAGGACCCCGUGUCCUGCCAGACCUGUCGGACCAAGAAGUUGAAAUGCGACCGCCAGCAGCCAUGCUCGAAUUGCAAGACGCGUCGAGUCCCCUGUGUCUAUGGCACUGGCGUUGUUGAUGAAACAAGACUUGUUAAGCCAGCAGCGCAUGAUGAGAAGACGACAACCCCGAAUAUCGUCGUUGAUCAAAGAGUCGAGGCCAAGCCUCCUCCAGCUGCUGAAAAUGCUCCUAGUCGAAUUGCUUGCCAAGCGCACUUAUCGCGAGAAAGCAGUGAACAGCAGAUGACGGCAGAUUGGCUCGAGAAGAUCGUCAUGGGUCCACAUAUUCUUCCUGCGCUGCCAAUGAUGCUGAAAGAUAAAGUGAUGUCGCCCAGCUCUCCAGAUGCCAGCCAGCAUAAGAUGUCGAGGCGGGAGAGCGACAUAUGUCUCAUCCCACGUGCUCAAAACCCUGCACACAGCGCCUCUGCAACCACCAAACUGACCUCCUUCUUACCAAGAGAGUCAGAGACCCUUUCUCUGUUCAAGUACUACUUGGAUUACGUCGACUAUCUCUACCAUGUCAUUGUACCAAGUCGCGUCCAGGCUCAGAUCAACGAUAUCUACCACUGCGUGCACAACAAUGCACCAGUAGAUUUGAACCAUCUGGCCCUUCUUUUCAGCAUCCUUGCUGCAGCGUCAUAUUUCUGGCACCAGGGCACCGGCAAUUUCUCCGAAUCACCCGAAUACGCAGAAGCCCGCUGUCGUGAAUUCAUAUCCAUGGUCGGUGCAGCCCUGAUCCAAAGCAACUAUAUGACAUACCCUACCAUCGAGGGGUUCCAGGCAACGGUCAUUGUCGCGCAUUGUGUACCCUAUACCGACACGGACUCUUCCAUCGCUUCUUUAUUCGUCCAUGGGACGAUGGUCAAUCAAGCAAAGCACCUUGGCCUCCACUGCACUGAUUCCCCCCGGUACGAGGAGGAAAGAAGAACCCAUGGCUUUGACCCGGUGGACGUGGAAAUGAGACGGAGGUUGUGGUGGCAUCUGGUCGCCUACGACUGGUUGAUAGGGUUUCUGAGCGGUCCACAAGAGCGAACAUAUCUCAUACACCCGAAGCAUAUGAACGUGAAACUUCCAGCCAAUAUCGAAGACGAGGAUAUUGGCAAAUUUCAGGAUGGCUACUCACUGCCGGAGUCAGUCCCAACGAAGAUGUCCUACGCCAACCUACGUCUGAAACUGGCGAACUGGUGCCGGGAGAUGGUAAAUGAGACUGCAGUUGAGCAUUUUCAAUGUUUGGAAGUUAGCUACGACAAGAUCCUGGAUAUGGACCGAAGACUGAAUCAAAUCUACAAAGAGCUCCCGGACUUCUUUCGGCUGGAUCCUGUCAACCGAAGACGAUAUGCAAAACUCUAUCGGGAGCGACCACAAAUCGCAUGGCAACGACUUCUGGUUCAGCAAGGGUUCCACUCUCGAGUAUGUCGAUUACAUCGUGAGUAUUUUAUCAGGGGCGCACGAGAUCCGAAGUAUUCCUAUUCUCAUGUGGUUUGUUUGCAAUCUGCCCGUCGAGUCAUCGAGAUCAAACGCAUCAUGGACGAGGACGAGGUCAGAUUCACGCCCAGCAGCUCAGUGGUCUGGUCCGUGAUGCAUCACGUCUUCAUGGCGGCUGUGAUCCUUCUGAUGGAUGUUUGUUUUAACUGGGAUGAUAUCCUGGCCGACAAACGGAGGGAAGAAGUCUUGGACGCCUGUCGAAUGCUCGACAAGGCGCAACAGAGCUGUUCCCUGGUCCGAGAAGGUAUUAAUGCGAUGAUGGGGGUUUUGCAGAAGUAUUGGCGGUUUGGAAAAUCAACAACCGCAUCAAACACUAAUCAACCCGAAACAUUACAUGCAAGUUCAACAUGUGAGAGGAAUGAUGGCGUUGCACAAAUGCAAAAUAAUCCUGUUUCUGCCACUGUUGUUUCCACGCGAGAGGCGGGUGGAAUGCAGGCCCCUGCAGCAGAAGAGAAAACUGCCAUCACUUCACUCCCAGCAAAUGAGACAUUUACCGCUGAUUGCAGCGAUCGGGGACUGGAAGAUCUAUGGUCAGAGUUUCUGGACAGUGGUGCUACCUUGGGGACUGACCCUCACGACUGGAUGGGGUUGUUGACAGAACUCACCGAGGUCAAUGUGCCUUCACGUGGCAGUGAAAGAAAUGGAAUUUGGGGCUUACUGGAGUUUGAUAUUUUUAUAGAUGGAUGGCCUGCAGGGCUGUAUGGCUUCAUGCAUGGAGUAGAUUCCAAAACCGGUUUAGGGCUUAUAUACAUGAAGCAGUGUGCCUCGUAUUUUAAAAAUUCUAUAUUCCAGAUGGAGAUAACUGUAGGCCAGGUUUCUGGACUGAUCGCCUUUGGCGUCGUCGUUGUGCGAAUCACUUUCCCACUGAUCCUGUCGUUGAUUCUCGCAUGGCUAUUGCCCAGUGAGAACAAUGCUGUGACUUGGUCCGUUGCGAGUCGUUCGCUGCAGUCGACCUUAUGGCCCGCAAUCCUCCAAACCAAUGCCGCUGCGUCGAGAAAAGUCUCGCGAAUGGUGCUCUCCCUUUCCUGGCUGACCACGCUCAGUCUCGGUGUGGUUACAGUGACAGGUAUCAUCACUCCGCUGGGCCUCUCUGAUCGUGUCGAGCCCAUCAGCCCGCGAGCGAUGCCUUUCGUAUACGCCCCGGAUAAGUCGGCCUUUGGACUGGUCACUCCGCCCCGUCCAGACAUGCCGUUUUCGCGGCAGUGCGGUGGCAUCGCUGCUUUAUCGUCUGUCCUGGAUCGCAGGGGACGGACGCGCGCAGGGAAUUAUUCGACACGAAUACCAAGCAACAUAACCGACAUCUUUACGAGUGCCACCUCGCACAACGGGAGCACCGUCUCUGGGAUUUUCGACAUGCAAUAUCGGCAGUAUUACCCCACCUCCCAGAGCCAGGUCGACAACAACCAGUCGUAUACGGUGGGAUACUUUCGCAGCGUGGACAUUCUUCUUCUCCAUGAUAAAAUCGAACCGGUUGAGGGACUCAUCGUCGAUAGCGAAAACGGCGGGAUUGGGUACCGCAACCAUACCGUCCCUUCUGGCCUUCAAGACGGCGCCGUUUGGGACGAAGAUAUCACUUGGAUUGAGCCGGUUACCCAAUGCGUCGAUACGAACCUCUCCAUUCAUUUCACGAUCAACUAUACGGACGGUGACCAGAUGUCGUUGACCAAUAUCUUCUUUCAAGACGAAGGAGGGUUCGCGGAUCUGCCACUGCAGGGCUACGAGUGCAAUACCAAAAACCUCCAGGAGAAUCCGGAUCUGCUCGGUCGUGCCGCACAGGCAGCAUGGGCUCACAAUGCUCUGACCAUGGUCGCCCUCAAUCUGACGACGUUCGACGCACUCUCGAGUCCGAGAAACAUGACUCUGGGAGGGAGACAUCCAUUGCCAACCUUACUUAGUCCUGAUUUCAGACCGGAUUCAAUCCAGAUCACUCCACUGAGUGGCAUUUUGUUGUAUAGCUCAUUAAAUGCAACCAAUAUAACGGAUGCCCAGAAUGUAUGUGAAAAUAGAAUCCUCCCUGAGUCUAGCAGUGCAAAUAUCGAUACCGUUGCAAUCAAUUGCGGCCUUCUCCUGGUGACCCCUCAACGAGCUGACGGCGGAGAUCCUCGCAUCUUCCAGCAGUUGAGCGCAUGGAGUCAGCGUCUUUACGUCUGCUCCAGCGCGGUCCGCGCAUCCAUCAAAACAGUCGGCUUCAAGUUCAAUGGAACGGCCGACCUCGCUAACUUGGACGUGUUGAACGUCACGGCCAAAACAUACGGAGACGAGCCGGAACCCCUGUGGGCAAUCGAAGAUACCGGCCAGGCUGCAGUCCUGACAUCCCCUCUUUGGGGACUCGUCGACGACCGAUACGAGAAGGCGGAGCAUCUGUUCACUCGUCGAUCCGACGGUCUCUAUCUUCCGUUCUGCUGGCAGGGUUAUACCGGCUUCGACAACCUCUACGACAGCAUAGCGGGGAGCAAUGGUUUCCAGAUCGCCAUGAACAGUGUAUAUGGAAUGUCAAACACGGAGGCAGUAACACUGUCCCUCCCGGGCGGUAUUGUCCUUGCGGAUUAUACCGGAAGGCAAAGUGUUGCCAUGCAGCAGCUGUGGAGCAGCCUGUCCGGGAGCGCUGCGAGCUGCUCCAAGAUUGUCAACUUGAUCUAUACGGAUCUCAUCGCAUCCGCGACGGUGGGGACCAAGAAUACAAUCUCUUACCUGGUCGUGGACCACUCGCAGCGACCUGUUCCCGUCCCGCCCGGAAUCAGUCGCAGCAUUCUCGUGACGCCGCUCUCCAAUGUCAUUCACUAUGACAUGCUGUACGCUAUCCCCGCCAUCGUCUGCCUCGUCCUUUGGAUUCCCGCGAUCGCCAUCACGCUGGUCCUCUGGAUUGCGUCGGGCUUCUCAUCGCCAAACCUGAUCCAGCUCCUGAACCAGACGGCAGCAGGCCGGAUCAUGACGAAUCUGAUGCAGCCGGAACUGUAUGACCCGUUGGCCUCGACGAAGACGUGGCUGAAACGGGCGGGAGAGACGAGAAUCAAGGUCCAGUUUACGAAUGGUGAGGAUCAGAGUAUCAGCAAGGAUGGGAAUGGACCGGCGGAUCAGCUUUUACAGCAUGAUCAACGUGAUUCUCAUUGA
Rasamsonia emersonii CBS 393.64 is the source of this 4713-nucleotide messenger RNA. Its product is annotated as C6 zinc finger domain protein. The transcript has 9 exons. Gene Ontology annotation, molecular function: DNA binding; DNA-binding transcription factor activity, RNA polymerase II-specific; zinc ion binding. Gene Ontology annotation, biological process: DNA-templated transcription; regulation of DNA-templated transcription. The record is from RefSeq and is a predicted model, not a curated record. Lineage: Eukaryota; Fungi; Ascomycota; Eurotiomycetes; Eurotiales; Trichocomaceae. The coding region runs from base 1 to 4713 and encodes 1570 amino acids.